CCACCACACAAUUCCUUUGCUUUGCUUUGUGAAAACCAGUCUUCCAUCCUCCAUCCUCCAUUAAAUCCAGAAAGCUCUCACUCUCAGAGAGAGUCUCAGUCUCAGUCUAAUUAAUAAACACCGCACAUGUCAGAGAGCUGCAACUCUCGCCACUUCUCGUGGCUCAUGAAAUCCUGCUUCCCCAAUCCACACGACACCAAAUCCUUUGCCCAUUCUUCCCAAACCCAGCCCCAGCCCCAGCCCCACAUUCUUGGCGACCAAUGCGCCGCCACCACCACCACCACCGUCUCCUCUCUCCCGGACGACCUCUUGCUCGAGUGCCUCUCGCGUGUUCCAUCUUCUUCUCUGCCUUCCGUCUCCGCCGUUUGCCCCAGGUGGGCCCGCCUCAUCGACUCCUCUCACUUCUUGGGUCUGCGCCGCUGCCACCGCCUACUCCACCACUUCGUCUUCGCCGUCUCUGCCACCGAGUCUGGCCUCUACGCCGCCAGUCUACGCUUACAAAGCGAUGGGCUCUGGAAGGUCGCCUUCUUCCUCCCCGACGACGCCGUUUCGCUCGGGAACUUCCACGGCCUGCUCUCCCACGCCCGGUUGGCCGCGGUGGGGCCUAAGAUUUUUAUCAUCGGUCGGAACGCGAUGGUGCGCUACGACACGUGGUCCGGGACGGUGGUUCCCAGAUCGGCGAUGAUCUUCCCGAGGAAGAAGUUCGCCGCGGCCGUUGUUUCCGGCAAGAUCUACGCUGCCGGGGGGGGUCCGAGGACGAACGCGGUGGAGGAGUACGAUCCCGACUCCGACACAUGGCGCGUUGUGGCCAACGCUCCGAGGAGGCGGUACGGCUGUAUCGGAGCGUCGGUGGAUGGGGUGUUCUACGUGAUCGGGGGGCUCAAGAUAGGCGCAUCGGGGAGCGAGCCCUCUCGCACCGCUGCCAACGCGGAGGCCCACGUGUACGCGAGCUCAAUGGAUUUGUACGACGUGGAGGCGCGUGGGUGGCUGAGAAGCCGAGCAGUCCCCGGCGGCGGCUGCGUAGUGGCGGCUUGCACUGCUGCCGGACACGUGUACGUUCUCACCAGCCACGCCGUGGAGCUAUCUUUUUGGAGAUUCGACGCGCGAAGAAAAAGCAUUGGUAACAGUAGUAUCAACGCUAUCAGUAACAAUAGUAGCAGUGGCAAUAGUGGGUUUGGGGAGUGGUGUAGGUUAAAGAGCCCUCCACUACCGGCGCAAGUUAGAAUAGACAGCACCGUUAGGUUCAGUUGCGUGGGGGUGGGUGAGAAAGUGGUGUUGGUGCAAGUCAUCGGUUGCAUCGACGACUUGUUGCGGCGGAGUGGGAGGAGUUCGAGGGGUUUGAGAGAAGGGCUAGUGUUGGUCUAUGACUCCCCUGGCGGAGAGUGGAGCAGAGCGGCGGAUCUGCCGGAGGUAAUUCGACGCGCCGCCUGUGUGUCUGUGGAGUGCUGAACGGCACAUGUUAGGAGGGGAAAGGGAACCUUCACAACACGCGCAACCGUACAUCUUGAAAACCUGCGUUGAUUUGCCUAUUUUGGCACAAUCUAAUUGAAGAUUUUUCUAAGAUUGGGAAUUUGGGUAUGGGUUAGUCUACAUUGAUGUUUGGACAAAAUUCUGUGUUGUUUGAAUUCGAAAUUUGUCGAAUUUGAAUGUCUUCAUUGGAUUUGGGUAACUUUGAAGAACUU
Molecule: messenger RNA, 1682 nt
Organism: Corylus avellana
Lineage: Eukaryota; Viridiplantae; Streptophyta; Magnoliopsida; Fagales; Betulaceae
Product: Galactose oxidase/kelch repeat superfamily protein
Molecular function (GO): protein binding
Source: RefSeq, a predicted model, not a curated record